Molecule: messenger RNA, 1531 nt
Organism: Grus americana (Whooping crane)
Lineage: Eukaryota; Metazoa; Chordata; Aves; Gruiformes; Gruidae
Gene: YRDC
Product: yrdC N6-threonylcarbamoyltransferase domain containing
Exons: 6
Coding region: 10-801 (263 amino acids)
Biological process (GO): regulation of translational fidelity
Cellular component (GO): cytoplasm
Molecular function (GO): tRNA binding; double-stranded RNA binding; nucleotidyltransferase activity
Source: RefSeq, a predicted model, not a curated record
GGCUCUUGCAUGUUGAGCGUGCGGCGGGCGGCGCUGGCGGGGCUGGCUCGGGCUGGGGAGGGGGCGCCGGGCCCGGGCUUAGGCCCGGGUCUAGGUCUAGGCCGCGCCUGCAGCGCCCGCCUGUUGCUGCCGCCUGGCAGCGCGGCCCAGCCGGAUCCUCCAGGCUGGAGGGAGGCGGUGACGGCCGCCGUGGGCGCCCUGCAGGCGGGCGGGCUGGUGGCGGUGCCGACGGACACGGUGUACGGCGUGGCGUGCCUGGCCCAGGACUCCGGCGCCGUGCGGAGCAUCUACAGCCUGAAGGGGCGGAACGGGAGGAAGCCGCUGGCCAUCUGCCUCGGGGACGUGGAGCGUCUCUACAGGUACUGCCAGGUGAACGUGCCCGACGAGUUGUUGCGAGACCUGCUUCCAGGGCCCGUGACCUUGGUCUUGCAACGUUCAGAAGAACUAAAUAAAGACUUGAAUCCUUUCACAUCGCUGGUUGGUGUUCGCAUUCCAAACCACCCUUUUAUUCGGGAGUUGGCACGAGCUUGCUCUGGACCACUGGCUUUAACGAGUGCCAACGUCAGCUGUCAGGCGAGCACGCUGACGGUUUCGGAAUUCCAAGACCUGUGGCCUCAGUUGUCCUUAAUCAUCGAUGGAGGCCCAAUAGGGGACGUCCAGAGCCCAGAGUGUCGUUUGGGGUCAACUGUGGUUGACUUAUCGGUGUCGGGGAAAUUCACCAUCAUUCGUCCUGGCUGUGCGCUGGCAUCUACAGUUGAAAUCCUGAGGCAGAAGUAUGGCUUGGUACCAGAAUCGUCUUAAGUCUUCGGACUCUGAGGAGGCUCUGCAGAGCUGGUAAAGCUGGGCACCGUGUGCCCGCGCAUUCAGGAAAUGGGCGUCCAUGGCCUUGUUUAAUAAGGUCGAUGGGUUAUGUCAAGGUUUAAACAAAAGAUUUAAAAAAAAGAUAAAUUAAAAAAACUAGAGCAACAGUUGAUGGGUAUCUGUUAAUUAGCAUCACAUCUGCUCUAGUCUGAGAAUCCAACCCAAAUAUGUAUGCUGACCUCUUUGUGCUGCUGUACCAUUCCCAAAUACCUGUUUUAUUAACAUGACUAGGCCUUUUGAAAUACAGUAAUUUGAACGUUAGACCAGUCUCAGGAUGCGAUGAUGAAGAUGGUGUCUGAUCCACUCUCCCAUAACACUUACUCCAUGUGUUUGUUUAUUGUAUCUGCGCUGAAAGAGAAGCAACGAUGGAAAAGAGGUUCUUCAAGCUUUCAUGAUGUUACAGCUAUGGUGUGCUCUGGCUGGUUUUCUCUGUUCUAAACGGAAUCAAAACCUACUACUGAGAUGAAACUGUAAGUGCUUUUGAAAAUUAACAGUAUUCAAAUGGUCCCUAGUUAGACAAGAGCUGCUCAGAAAGACCUGGCUUCCUCCUAAUAGAAAGAAUGAAAACAAGCCCUUGGCAUGCUGAUCUUCAUUUUUUUAAAUGUGGGCUUCCCUCUCUUGAUUUUGUUCUGAAAACAGUGCUAAGCUGAAGUAAAUAGGGAAUGGAUGA